Ictalurus punctatus (channel catfish) is the source of this 3294-nucleotide messenger RNA. RefSeq names its product forkhead box F2b (gene foxf2b). Gene Ontology annotation, cellular component: nucleus. Lineage: Eukaryota; Metazoa; Chordata; Actinopteri; Siluriformes; Ictaluridae. Gene Ontology annotation, molecular function: RNA polymerase II cis-regulatory region sequence-specific DNA binding; DNA-binding transcription factor activity, RNA polymerase II-specific. The record is from RefSeq and is a predicted model, not a curated record. The transcript is spliced from 2 exons. Gene Ontology annotation, biological process: animal organ morphogenesis; regulation of transcription by RNA polymerase II. The coding region runs from base 418 to 1566 and encodes 382 amino acids.
ACGAAGGCGGAGUAGAAGGAGGAGGGAAGCUCGAGCGUUACUGAGCGUUCGGCUCCCGAAGUCUGUUUAGUUGAGGGGCCUUGGGCAUUGUCGAUUUCUUUCUCAGAAAAGGAUUAUGGAUAUCCUGUCCAACACUGAACAGCAGCGCAGCACAACGAAAAUCCUUCUACAUGAUAACGAUAGGAAUCAUACGAUAACGAUACGAUGAUGCAGGUCUCCCUUUCUGACUGUUCAGUUUUAAACAACGAAUAUGAAGACAUGAAACACCAGUUUUAAAGACUGACCUUCGUGAUCUAAAGAUUUAAAUGAGGUCAGUUAAAAUAAAUAAAUCUGCUAGUCAUCGCUGAAGAUUGCCUAGUCUCCUGUGUCACCGGCAUUGGCCAGCUGUGCUGAACUUGAGCUUCUGCGUUGAAGAGAAUGACCACUGAGAGCUCUCUGGAGUCCACCAGCCCCAUGAGGACGGGUUCGGCGUCAGAUGGGAUGCAUCCCGGAUUAAUGGACACUCCGACUGCCUUUGAAAGCCAGGGUACUGACCCAAGCAAAGGAAAAAAGAACAACUCGGGAUUGCGGCGUCCCGAAAAGCCACCCUACUCUUAUAUUGCGCUCAUUGUGAUGGCGAUCCAGAACGCACCGACAAAGCGUCUCACUCUGAGCGAGAUUUACCAGUUCCUACAGACGCGGUUCCCUUUCUUCAGAGGUUCUUACCAGGGAUGGAAAAACUCCGUUCGACACAAUUUGUCUCUGAAUGAAUGCUUCAUUAAGUUGCCCAAAGGCCUGGGGCGCCCUGGAAAAGGCCACUACUGGACCAUAGAUCCUGCGAGUGAAUUCAUGUUUGAGGAAGGCUCCUUCCGGCGGAGACCGCGGGGAUUUCGGAGAAAAUGUGAAGUCUUGAAGCCCAUGUACCGCAUGAUGAAUGGCUUCGGGUUCACUUCCGCCAUUUUACCCCAGAACUUUGACUUACAGUCUCCAACGUGCCACGCUAAUGGCUACAACCUAGACGUGAUAUCAGGAUCUGUGUCUGGUGGCGGGUAUGACGCCCUGAAAAUUGGCCACUAUGGACACAUGGCGAACUGUCCACUACCAACAAAUGGAAACUAUGGGGCAAACAGCAGUAGUCCAGUCUCCUCUUGCCCUGCAGGCAGCUUGGUUGAAGGUCAUUCGCAGUAUUCUGGGACAGCUCACCACUGGCCUUCACCUCCUUACCUAAAGCGCACUCCUAUUAGCUCUGGUAGUCCAGGGUCCUCUGCACAACAGCAAAGUACUGCAUCGUUAUCUUCAUGCUACUCUAUGGAGCAAGCCUAUCUGCAGCCGAGCAGUAGACACGGUGCAGACAUGACAGUGGGUGUAUCUUGCUAUCAGGCCCAUUCCACUCAAGUGGAUGAAAGGAAAGACUUUGUGUUAAACUUCAGUGGAAUCUCAUCUCUCCAUCCGCCUGCUAGUGGAUAUUAUUCUCAUCACCAUCAUCAAUACAAUCAUCAUCAUCAUCAUCAGCAGCAGCAGCAGCAGCAGCAGCAGCAGCAGAAUGUUCAGAGUGUUCAGCAGGACGUCAAGCCGUGUGUAAUGUGAAGGAGUUCUUCAAACCCAGUAUUAAAAUACCCAGUCCAACAUAUCGUCCAACAUACCCAAGCCAAUAGAUCAGUUUAUUAGCAAGCACACCGUGGUUAUUUUGUUGGUGCUUUAUUAUUAUUAUUAUUAUUAUUAUUAUUAUUAUUAUUAUUAUUAUUAUUCUUUGACUUGUCCAUUGGGGGUUGAGUCAUUGAUGUCUAUAAGGCUGCUUUCAGGUAAACCUGUAUUAUGCUAUAAAUAUUCUGUUCUGUUCUGUUCUUUCAUGAGUUGCCACAAGUGUUCAGGCCAGGGGAACAUUAACUGUACAGAGCAGGAGUUGAGUGGAGAUCUCCUAUCCAACGAUUUAUUAUUUCAAUUUGCCGUCUAACUGUAUAUUCUAUAAUAAAAAUGUAGCGUAUAAAGAAAAGAUACGUCUUCUUAUUAUUUCUUACGUAUUAUUAUUAUUAUUAUUAUUAUUAUUAUUAUUAUUAUUAUUACUACUAUUAUUAUUACAAAAAUAUGACAUUUAAUCUCGGAUUCUUAAUGAUGUAAAAUUGUACUCUUAAAAUAGCCUACUAGUUUGAUGUCGGCCUACUCAUUAAUAGGCUACGUGUAGUUUCGAAGUUCUCGCUUGAUAAGCCAAAUAUGAUUUCUUCACCUGGAAGUUUCUAGGCCUAUACAAAGCAGUCAAAUCAACCUGUAAUGAAAAGCUGAAAUAACGGUAGCCAUUAGAAACUAUUCCUGAAAGAGACAUGCCAUGUUUUAUCACGUUAUCUUUGCCGAUGUAACAGGAAAAGGCCAAAAUGAAAUCUUAGGCCUUUGUUAAAAACUUGCUUUGAUCUUUAGAUAUACAUCGUGCAUCAGAAAUUUACAAUUAGAAGGAUACAAGGGUUAAAUCCCGGAAUCUUGCUCUAGUAUACUUUCAUAUUUGGGUCACUUGUAGCGAAGGCCUUCAAGUAAAUCCACGCGUAAUGAACAAACUGUGAUGCUGCGCCGCCAUCUAGCGGCGAGAUUUUAUCACUACUCUGUCACACUAUAUUUUGUGUUUUCUUUUUUCAAAAUUGCUAAAAUAAUUAUAAACUGCCACAGUAGUACAGUGGCAAUUUUACAUUGGAGCAAAUAAAGAUCCAUUAAAGAUUAAUUAGUUAAAGGAGUGUUUGUGUGCACAUUACUGCAUGGACUUUAUUCAUGUUCUAAACAGAAACUUUUUUCUUUUUUUUCUUUUCUUUUUUACCAGUUCUCUAGCCUACAUGGUAUCAGUAGGCUACUUAUAAACUUGUAGCUUCAGUAAGGUGGCAUGCAGGCAUGCGCUGAAGUCCAAAUUCCUAUUGAGCAUGUAAUGCGCGCCCAAGAGGCACACCAUAGCAGUGUUCAAAAUGGCAUAUUUGCACAGUGAGUAUAGGUCUCUUUACACAAUCGGUCAGUCAGGAGGAAAAAACACGUGUGGGAGCAUUUCUCUCAGAAUUAAGUUAGACUGCUUCUUAUUAAGUUAGAAUGUGUUGAUUUUUGGUGAUUAAAGCCAAAACAAUGCAACGCAUACCAGCAAAAAACAAACAAACAAACAAAAAAACAACACUUUAGACAUUAUUUUGGAAGUGUAAUGCAAACUGGAACCCUUUAUGGGAACCAAAACAACCUUUAACUACACAAAAACUCCCCAAAGAACGAUUAAAGAAUCCUGUUUGUAAGAGUUUGUGGUGAUAAAUCGCACACAAAGAAUGAACCACAAUUGUCUGGAAUUUAAUAAAU